Molecule: messenger RNA, 1254 nt
Organism: Aureobasidium vineae
Lineage: Eukaryota; Fungi; Ascomycota; Dothideomycetes; Dothideales; Saccotheciaceae
Source: the annotation of a GenBank genome assembly
AUGUCCUUCUCAUCAACAUACAAGAUCUUACUACUGGCACAACUCUCAUUCCUGGUCGACUGUCACCUCAAGCUCAACAACCCAGUUCCAUACUCCAAGAGCACACUCCAACUCGAUCCUCUCAGAAACGUUGCGCCAGGAUCAGAACAAUCAGACUUUCCAUGUCAAUCCAAACGAAUCGGUGGUGCUGACCCAUGGAUCGUUGACCAUGAGAAUGAGCUGGUCGCUGGAGAACCUCAAACCAUGACCUGGGACGGAUCUGCAUCUCAUGGCGGAGGUUCCUGUCAGAUCGGUGUAACUCUGGACAGACAACCCACUGCCGACAGCACGUUCAAGACGAUCGCCAGCUUCAUUGGUGGUUGUCCUAUCGACGAUGCUAAUGGAGGCACACACCCCUUCAACUACACGAUUCCGUCAGAAGUUCCCAAUGGCAAAGCUACUCUAGCAUGGAGCUGGGUCUCUAAGCUGAGUGGUCAGCCAGAGUUCUACAUGAACUGCGCACCAAUCACCGUCUCUGGUGGCGCCGAAGACACCAAGGAGUUUGACCAACUCGAAGACAUGUUCAGAGUCAAUCUUCCAAGCUCAGAAUGCGGCAGUCAGCUCAGUAGCAAUCUCGAGAUCCCCAAUCCUGGCAGAUAUGUCACAACAAUCGACACGCGAGCACUUGCUCCACCAACUGGAAGUGGUUGUGCAGCUUUGAGUCAAACAACAGCCACUGAAAGCAACACCGCUGCAGCAUCAAGCACAGAGAGCGCGGCAGCCACUACUCCUCUCACAACUCUUACACCCGUGCCGUCAGCAGUCGAUACUACCACCACUUCUGCCGCUACAGCAACAUCUGCUUCAGCUACAUACCUUCCAUCGUCAUCACUAAGCAUGCUCAGCACAAUCCCAGGCCCUUACAGUAACAGCACGUCCUGUACCACAAACGGCGCUCUCGUCUGCAACGGACCCACCCAGUUCGGCCUCUGCAACUUCGGCCAAGUGAUUUGGCAACCAGUAGCUCCUGGCACAACCUGUCAAGAUGGUCAAAUCGUAGCCGACAACAACGACACCGACUCUCCAAGCUGCAGUCCUGAUGGCUCACUGGUCUGCAAUGGCUCUAAUGCAUUCGGUAUCUGCAAUUCUGGACAUGUGAUGUUCCAGCCUGUUGCGCCCGGCACGACAUGCAGUGAUGGACAGAUCAUGAGGAAGAGACAUCUAGGUAUACACAGACGUAGAAGUAUGGGUCAUGGUCAUCAUCAAAAAUUGUGA